This is a messenger RNA of Amorphotheca resinae ATCC 22711, 619 nucleotides long. RefSeq lists its product as hypothetical. NCBI's taxonomy places the organism in Eukaryota, Fungi, Ascomycota, Leotiomycetes, Helotiales, Amorphothecaceae. The record is from RefSeq and is a predicted model, not a curated record. Bases 101 to 487 code for a protein of 128 amino acids. The transcript has a single exon.
UUUGCUUGGCAGGGGGGGGAUUGUGAAUGGUGGUAUAUACGUGGGGCCAUUGGAUGUUUAGGAGACCGAUCAGCUGAUCUCGUCCCUUUCCUGCCCGGGCAUGCCGUCUUCUUCCAUGCUCGCACCUCUCCUUUCCCGUCUUGUUGGUAUCCGGAAGCCUCAGGUAUCCAGCGUCCCGUCUGGACCCACGCCGGCCAUCACUCUUCCCACGCCGCGAGUAUCCCGCAGCCAGGUGUCGCGCAUGGGACUUCGCUGUCAAGCGAGGGUCGGUGGCCGCUUGUGCAGCGAAUCAGAGGGCGGCGUCGGACGGCGUUGGGCACCAUUAGGCUGUACUGCAUGGAGGCCCAACUUGGUGGCGGGCCUGAGGCCAACGCGAGCCUCUUUCUCUCGAGUCUCGGCGGUCUGCUGUGGCCGGUGCAGGUUCAAGAGGGGAAGAGAGGGAGAGACGAAAAGUCUGCCGAGGGAUGGGAUAUAUGUACUUAUGUAAAGGAUCAACUGCGAUGCUCCACGAUUCUAUUCCUUCGCUUGAUGACUGCCGCUGUGGUGAAAAGGUACACCUGCACGGUUAAAAGCAGCAGCAUCUCUGUCUCGGAGAGGGGGAAAAGCGGCACCAGACCAG